CACCUGAGGACUGCACCUGUCCGAUAUGUCUGUCGGUGAUGAAUGACCCCCACCUGACCUCCUGCUGUGGCCAGCACUACUGCCACUCCUGCAUUGCCCGCAUUAAGGACAUGAACCAACCGUGCCCAAUUUGCAAAGUGGACGAUUUCUCCACGCUGUUCGACAGGCAACUCCGCAACCGGAUAUUUGCUCUGGACGUGUACUGCCCGAUG
Messenger RNA from Geodia barretti, 212 nucleotides. The record is from the annotation of a GenBank genome assembly. NCBI's taxonomy places the organism in Eukaryota, Metazoa, Porifera, Demospongiae, Tetractinellida, Geodiidae.